Molecule: messenger RNA, 3275 nt
Organism: Amphibalanus amphitrite
Lineage: Eukaryota; Metazoa; Arthropoda; Thecostraca; Balanomorpha; Balanidae
Product: post-GPI attachment to proteins factor 3-like
Exons: 7
Coding region: 45-986 (313 amino acids)
Biological process (GO): GPI anchor biosynthetic process
Cellular component (GO): endoplasmic reticulum membrane
Molecular function (GO): hydrolase activity, acting on ester bonds
Source: RefSeq, a predicted model, not a curated record
AGUGGUGACCGGUGCGGCGCCCGGGUCGGUCGGUCUGCCACGCGAUGCUCCGCCGCUGGGCCGCACCGCUGCUGGCAGUCGUGUUGGUACUGCUGGCUCGGCCGGCGCUCGGCUCGCCCGGCGACCGGGCGCACGUCUUUCAGUCGUGUCUGGCCAAGUGUGUCAAAAUCAACUGUACCCAGUCGGAAGGCCUGGCAAGGGGACUGCUCUGGACAUGUCCCGACAAUUGUAAAUACCAGUGUAUGUGGACCACGGUCGACGCCUUUGUGGAAAAUGGAAUCGACGUUCCGCAAUUUUAUGGCAAGUGGCCGUUUGUGCGGUGGCUGAGCAUGCAGGAGCCGGCCAGUGCCCUGUUCUCCAUACUGAACCUGCUGGGCCACGUGCUGAUGCUGCGCCGCUUCACGUCUCUGGUGCCGCGCCAGGCGCCGCUCUACUGGCUCUGGGUCACCUACAGCCUGGUGUGCAUCAACGCGUGGUUCUGGUCGGGCGUCUUCCAUGCCAAGGACAGCAAGAUCACAGAGAAGCUGGACUAUUUCUGCGCCUUCUCUAUGGUGCUGUUCUCGUUCUACUCGGCCUGCAUUCGGUUUUCGGGUCCGCAGCUAUCCUGCACCACAAUAUCAGUGACGGUUCUCUGCAUUGGCUUCAUGGCCUACCACAUCAUGUACCUGCUGCUGGUCAAGUUCGACUACGGAUACAACAUGAAGGCCAACAUCAUUGUUGGCGCGGUGGACGUGGUGAUAUGGCUGGUGUGGUGCGCCCAGCAGCGGUCGCGCUGCACCUACGUGUGGAAGUGCGCGCUGACGGUGAUCCUGGUAUCGGUGACGAUACUGCUGGAGACGGCCGACUUCCCGCCGCUGGGCUGGGUGCUGGACGCACACGCCUUCUGGCACCUGAGCACCUUCCCCCUGCCGCUGCUCUGGUACAGCUUCCUCAUCGACGACUGCCAGUACCUGCUGAGUCAGAAGAAACUCAAGAAGGCCGUAUGAUAUUCGGUGUACUUUAUCCGGCCAAAAGUACAUCCGAUGAGAGAACAGCCGGCCCCUCGUGGGUUCACAGCCAGCGUGCAGUUGCCGCCGCCGCCGCCAGGCGGCAGUGCGGUGCCGAGUCUGCCAGCCAAGCCUUGGUUCAGCUCGGUGAGCGGCUGUGCGCUGACGCCGGGCCGGACUGGGUCGGACUGGAUCCUGAACCACACCGUCAUCAGUAUGCCGUCAGAGUGCGGCGCCAGAUGACCGGUGUCCCAGCAUUCUGAGAGGCCGUGUCGAACUGGCGCCGGACUGAGAGCCGGAGACGACGACCGGACUCGGUAACGGCCGCCUCUGUGGCGUUUUGUAACGUUUGUACCUCGGAGCAGCUGUCUUUCUGAGCUUCUUAGUUGAGUUUCGAGCAGUCGAAUGUGUCGAUGUAGUGGCAGCUCAUCAGCUUUUGACGCCAGCAGAUCGUCUGUACUGUGUACAACAGCGGCGCUCCAGCGCUGCCUAUUCUCUCUGUGCCUCUGUUUUCUGUUGCCAGCGCCUUUUUCUCACGCGCACAGAGCAGGAAGUGAUUUUGGAAUGUCUUUCUAGUGGAGUAGCUUUGGUGACGAGUGUCGUGUAAAUAUUGUUUGUGCGGGACAGGCGCCUCAGGCGGGACGAAGCUGUGGCCGAUUUUAUACUCAUGGGGUGCGGCGGCGAGUGGCGACUAUCCUCGCCAGCACAGCACUGCAGAGACGCACAGCGCGUGCGAUACCCGCCCGCCGCCGGCCGCACACUGACAGAUUGAUAUUUUAUACGGGCACCGGCCGGCCGACCCCGUUUUCCGGGGACUCCUUUUAUACAAGAGACUUUGGCUAGCUGCGGACAGCGCCAGCGAUUUGUGACAAUUUCUGAGACGGCUCUCGCCUGGCAUAACCGUGGAGAGGAUUGGUGCAAAGUGUUUGCAUUAUGGUCGACCUACCUCGCAGCCCGACUCGGGCUUACUUGCUUUGCUGUCAGUAUUUCUGAAGGGAGCUACCCCCAACUACAUAGUGUGGUAAGUGUGUAUCCCCCUUAUCGAACGGUGCAGUUCGCAUGAGUGUUUGAACUAUGUGUAACUUGCAUUGUAUGUGUGAACUUGUACUGAACGAUGUAGGCAUUGUGAAUGACACCUACGAAAAGCGGUGGGCUAGGUGCCCUCCAUGACAAUGAUAUGAACAAAUCGUACCCACAGUCUAAGAAGCUUAGUAAAAAGCAAUCGUUAAACGCAUUCGUAAUUUUGAGAAAUUGACUAGGCUUGCGAAUGUGUUGUGAAACCGAACGAAUAUUUGCAGUGCUAAUUGCAAACGGUCGAACCAGAAGCCUCCCAACACCUGCCACUAGGAGCAUAAGGCAAGCCAAUAUUUGAUUGCUCGGAAUAAGCCAACGAUUUCCGGAUGCGUGCCGACUCCUUCCUCUCUGCUACGAGAAUAUCAAUGCCACAUCUGCACUUCAUUUGCGUUCCUUUUCUACCAUAACAUUCGGAAUUCGUCUAACUCGUUUCAUUUCAAUAUUACCAUAUUUUCAAAUACGACAUAAGUUACCCACAUGUUUUACAUUGAGACGAUGACACGAACUAGUUAACUAGCAUAUCAAUUUGUAACGAAUUAAUUGAUCGUGAUAGAUAAUGACGCCCGUGGAUGGAUAAUCAACAAUAAUAAUAUUAAAAUGCCAAUGCUGUGUUGCAUGGCAUGGUUUAUGAUUUAUAUUGAAAGUCCAGUGAAUACCUGUAUUUAAUAUCGUAUACGUAAAAUGAUCUCGAUCAAUAGACCGCUCCAUGUUUGAAUAUCUAUUUGUAGGUAUGCUAAUUGGUCUCACGGCUAUGAAGAUGAAAACUUCGUUUCGCCCAUAAAAACAAAAUGUUUUGACAAGCUAACUAUACCUAUCCAGCCAUGCAGAUGUAUGCGAGAUACCUUUAUAUGUUAUGCUUACGACGAAGGCAACAAUGUACUUAAAUGACUGAACGCAUAGACAUGCAUCCGCUGUUUUGCCCAUUGGCUGAACGCUGUGCGUUUUACUUUAUUGCUACCGUGUGUGACCUGACUGCCGGUUAUGUUCAUUGAGUGCACCAAAUUGAAGAGGUGUCGCGAUGGUUUCGUCCAGGAUCGAAAGGGAUACAACCCAUAAAUCGGGCACAGAUUGAAGCCAACAUGACUGUGAGUGGACAUUAAAUACGUCAGCGCAAAAUGUGUCAUUUUCUAUUGGAUAUUUGUAAGAACAGGCUGUUGGUGUCUGAAUGUACUUGUACUCCCUGUUUGAAUACAUGAUGUCCUGUGUUCAAUUACA